Molecule: messenger RNA, 2442 nt
Organism: Macrosiphum euphorbiae (potato aphid)
Lineage: Eukaryota; Metazoa; Arthropoda; Insecta; Hemiptera; Aphididae
Source: the annotation of a GenBank genome assembly
AUGCCUUGUUGUUUUAUUUGUAAAGAAACAUCACCUAAUAUAGUGUUAUUAUGUAAACAUUUCCAAUAUAAGCACGCUAAGCAUGAUUUCAUUGAAUAUAUAUGUAUAGAAAAUCAUUGUAAUAGGUCAUUUCAUUUGUUAAAUUCAUUUAAAAAACAUGUUGCUGCAACUCAUUACUCUCAAACUUCUAUACAUACAAAACAUUUUGUAACAACUAGUUUUCAGAGUAACGAAUUGGCAUCAGUUAAUAGUCAAAAAAGUUUUGCCAAUACAUCUACUUCCAUUGAAAUUCCACUUAUACAACCUUUGUUGGUUGAUAACUUUAAUAAUCCUAAUUUUCCAAAUAACCAAAUUGAACAAUUUUUAGCUUCUUUAUAUGCUAAUUCUCAAAUACCACGUAAUGUUGUACAAACAGUUACUGAAGGUGUAACUGAUAUAAUAAGAGGUAUUAAAGGGUCAUUGGUGAAUUGUGCUACAGGAAUUCCUCCAAAUAUUUCUGACCAUAUUAACACUACAUUUCAAGGCUUUGAAUCUCGUUUUACAAAUUUAAAUACUGAAUAUAAGCGAAUUAAAUAUUAUACAGAUUGUGGUACUUAUAUUCCGCCCAUAGAGAUUAUAAUAGGACAGAGGCUGAAUGAAAAUAGAAACAACAAUACAUUUUCCAUCAUUCCAACGCAUUGUACUGAACAAUUUAUUCCUACUCGUGAUGUUUUAAAAAAAUUUUUUCAACUAAAAGAUAUUUUAAAAGAUACAAUUGACUAUGUAAAUAAAGUAAAAAGUUGCGAUGCUGUGUUAACGAAUUUUAUUCAAGGUAGUGUUUGGAAAAAAAAAAUUAAAGAUUAUGAUGAAAGUCAAAUUGUUUUGCCUAUAUUUUUAUUUUUUGACGAUUAUGAGGUAGGUAAUCCCUUGGGUAGUCAUUCAGGUAUACACAAAUUAGGAGCUGUUUAUCUUACUGUUCCUUGCAUACCCAUUCACCGACAAUCUUCCUUGAGCAAUAUUUUUUUAGCUUUAUUAUUUCAUUCAUCUGACAGACAGCAAUUUGGAAACCAUAUCAUUUUUAGGCCACUUAUCAAUGAGUUGAAUUAUUUAAAGGAAACUGGUAUUAUGAUUGAAUCUGAUGAUUUUAAAGGAAAUAUUAAAUUUGAAUUAGGUCUAAUUGUUGGGGAUAAUCUUGGUAUUCAUUCGAUAACCGGAUUUGUAGAAAGUUUUUCUUCUAAUUAUCCAUGCAGGGUAUGUAAAAUAAGGAAAGAAGAUAUGAAAAAACAAUGCUACGCUGAUGUUAAUUUAAUUAGGAGUUUGGAGCAAUAUAACCUAGAUGUUUUAGAAUGUAAUGUAACAACUAGUGGCAUUAAAGAUGUGUGUGUUUGGCAUGAUGUAUGUGGUUUCAAUGUGUUGGAUCAAAGUGGUAUGGACAUUAUGCAUGAUUUAUUGGAAGGGGUAUGCAAGUUUGAUAUAGCAUUUUUAUUAAAUUAUUAUAUUUAUGAAUUAAAAAUGUUUUCCUUACAAAUUCUUAAUGAGAGAAUGAUUCAUUUUGAUUAUGGGCCAGAUAGUAGCAGUAAGCCUCCUGUAUUAAUCAUGGAGAAUAUUCAUAAAAAUAAUAUUCGUCUGUCUGCAUCUGAAAUGUUGGUAUUUGUUCGGUACUUUGGCUUAUUAAUUGGAGAUUUUGUUCCCAAAAAUGAUCCAGUAUGGCAUUUGUACAUACUUUUAAGACAAAUUCUUGAUUUAAUAACAUCUAUGUCAUUGCAAAUAGAUUCGUGUGAACUCUUACAAACAUUAAUAGCUGAACACCAUGACCUUUAUCUUAUGUAUAGUAAACAAAAUCUUAAGCCAAAACAUCAUUUCAUGUUACAUUACCAUACAAUGUUAAAAAAAUUUGGCCCCCUUGUAGCAUUAUGGUCAAUGAGGUUUGAGGCAAAACAUAGGAUAUCCAAAAUAGCUGCAAACACUACUAGCAAUAGACGAAAUAUAUGUAAAACGUUGGCAAUCAAACAUCAGUUGCAAUUAAACAAUAUUUUUUUUAAAGGAUCAUUACCUACCCAUUUUGAAACAGGUCCUCCCAAGCUCCUGAGUGACUUAGAAUUGGAAGUUUUAAAAAAAUUUUUACAAUUUAGUUCUGUAGAAUCUAUUGUUAAGUGUCCUUGGGUAUCUAUAAAAGGUACCAAAUAUAAGCCAAAGCUAGUACUUACAUUAGAUAUACAUGAAAAUGAUCUUCCUAUAUUUGGAAUAAUAGAAGACAUUGUUUUAUUUAAUGAUACUUUGGUAAUUUUUAAGUGUAAGCGUACUAAUACUGUUGCAUUUGAUGAUCAUGUAUUUUCAUAUGAGGUAAAACUGGAUGAUGAAUGUACAUUUGUGUAUCACCAUGCAUUAUUUUCUUAUAUUCCAAAUAACAUUAGUGUAUCAUCAAAUGGAUGUAGUUAUGUAACUCUAAGAAGCAGUAUUUAG